Aphis gossypii (cotton aphid) is the source of this 2477-nucleotide messenger RNA. RefSeq lists its product as uncharacterized. Gene Ontology annotation, molecular function: protein binding. Lineage: Eukaryota; Metazoa; Arthropoda; Insecta; Hemiptera; Aphididae. The record is from RefSeq and is a predicted model, not a curated record.
AUGCACCACUGCCUCAAAAUAUGGACAUUUGGAUUGCUUGAUAUUUGCUCGUCAGAUGCAAUGUUCUUGGCACAGCCGGACAUGUAGAGUAGCAGCCAAAAAUGGCCAUCUGGAAUGUUUAAAAUAUGCUCAUGAACAUGGUUGUUUAUGGGAUUAUUUUACCAGUUACAAUGCAGCAGAAAACGGACAUUUUCACUGUUUGAAGUAUGCUCCUGAUAAUAAUUGUCCAUCGAGAAACGUUGUAACCUAUGUUGCCGCAGAUAGGGGAAAUCUUAACUGCUUAAGAUACGCUCAUGAAAAAAGAGGUCCAUCGUAUAAUGUAAUAGCCUUUUUUGCUGCCUCGGGAGGACACCUUAACUGUUUAAAAUACAUUCACGAAAAAGGAUUGCCAAGGGAUGAAAAUGUAUGUAAUGCAUCUUACAGUAAUAAACAUUUAGAUUGUUUAGAAUAUGCUCGUAAACAUGGGUGUCCUAUGGAUAGAUUUACACGCAAGCGUAUUUUAAAACAUAUUAUCAUGUUUACACUAAAGAAAUUGGCGUAUCAUGCCUGCGAUCAAAGAGAUAAACACUGGUAUAACACUGUUCCCAAUAAUGUUCCCAAAAUCAAUAUUGAAAUUUGUUGUGAUUAUCUUAUUCAAAUAACCAAGGGGAAGAAAAGUGUAAGAAAUACAACUACUGUGUUAUGCACCACUGCCUCAAAAUAUGGACAUUUGGAUUGCUUAAUAUUUGCUCAUCAGAUGCAAUGUUCUUGGGACAGCCGGACAUGUAGAGUAGCAGCCAAAAAUGGUCAUCUAGAAUGUUUAAAAUAUGCUCAUGAACAUGGUUGUUUAUGGGAUUAUUUUACCAGUUACGAUGCAGCAGAAAAUGGACAUUUUCACUGUUUGAAGUAUGCUCCUGAUAAUAAUUGUCCAUCGAGAAACGUUGUAACCUAUGUUGCCGCAGCCAGGGGAAAUCUUAACUGCUUAAGAUACGCUCAUGAAAAAAGAGGUCCAUCGUAUAAUGCAAUAGCCUUUUUUGCUGCCUCGGGAGGACACCUUAACUGUUUAAAAUAUGUUCACGAAAAAGGAUUGCCAUGGGAUGAAAGUGUAUGUAAAGCAUCUUACAGUAAUAAACAUUUAGAUUGUUUAGAAUAUGCUCGUAAACAUGGGUGUCCUAUGGAUAGAUUUACACGCAAGUGUAUUGUCAAUGAUAAAGGAUUAGAAAAAACAACAAAAAUGAUGAUUUUAAAUUCAAAAAGAAAUGAAAUUACAUUAAAACAUAUUAUCAUGUUUACACUAAAGAAAUUGGCGUAUCAUGCCUGCGAUCAAAGAGAUAAACACUGGUCUAACACUGUUCCCAAUAAUGUUCCCAAAAUCAAUAUUGAAAGUUGUUGUGAUUAUCUUAUUCAAAUAACCAAGAGGAAGAAAAGUGUAAGAAAUACAACUACAGUGUUAUGCACCACUGCCUCAAAAUAUGGACAUUUGGAUUGCUUGAUAUUUGCUCGUCAGAUGCAAUGUUCUUGGGACAGCCGGACAUGUAGAGUAGCAGCCAAAAAUGGUCAUCUAGAAUGUUUAAAAUAUGCUCAUGAACGGUGUUUAUGGGAUUAUUUUACCAGUUACGAUGCAGCAGAAAACGGACAUUUUCACUGUUUGAAGUAUGCUCCUGAUAAUAAUUGUCCAUCGAGAAACGUUGUAACCUAUGUUGCCGCAGCCAGGGGAAAUCUUAACUGCUUAAGAUACGCUAAUGAAAAAGGAUUGCCAUGGGAUGAAAGUGUAUGUAAAGCAUCUUACAGUAAUAGACAUUUAGAUUGUUUAGAAUAUGCUCGUAAACAUGGGUGUCCUAUGGAUAGAUUUACACGCAAGUGUAUUGUCAAUGAUAAAGGAUUAGAAAAAACAACAAAAAUGAUGAUUUUAAAUUCAAAAAGAAAUGAAAUUACAGUAGAACCUUGAUUAUCCAUCCCCCGAUUAACUGUCUUUCUCGGUUAACCGUCAGGUCACACUUGCACUGACUACUUGUGUGUUGUAGUAAAAUCUUAUUACUUCGCGUAUGCAAGUAUGUAUGUUAAUUGUAAAUAAUAAAAAAUAAUAACAAUAAGUAAUAGUUCCUUACUAUAUCAAUAUGCAUGUUAUAAUUAUUAAAAAAAUAAUAAAAAAUAUGUACGUAUGUUAAAAAAAUGUUUGUUGCUCGCUUAACCGUCUUUUCGAUUAUCCGUCACAGCUCUGGUCCCUAGACUGACUGUUAAUCAAGGUUCUACUGUACUCAUUAAAUAGUUCUACUGUUAUUUUAAGUAUUGUAGAUAGCAGUCAAUAAAUUUAUAAUUAUUGUUUCUUUUAAUAUUUUGAAUUUGACUGAAAUUAUUUAAUAUUCAUAAUAAUAUGUUAAGAUACAAUUAAGUAUAAUAUUGUGUACAAUUAAUAUUCUUUCUCUAAAAAAAAUAUAUGUAUUACGGUAUAUAGUUGAUGUUUCAUUAUUAAUUUACUGUCUUUUAUUCAAUAUUAA